Molecule: messenger RNA, 1140 nt
Organism: Nipponia nippon (crested ibis)
Lineage: Eukaryota; Metazoa; Chordata; Aves; Pelecaniformes; Threskiornithidae
Gene: IL13RA2
Product: interleukin 13 receptor subunit alpha 2
Biological process (GO): cytokine-mediated signaling pathway
Cellular component (GO): external side of plasma membrane
Molecular function (GO): protein binding; cytokine receptor activity
Source: RefSeq, a predicted model, not a curated record
AUGGCUCUCCAGCAGCUUUACACUCUCUCCGUGGCGCUGGUGUGGGGCUGCGUGGCAUCCUCCUCGUACCACACCACAGUUGCUCCCCCGCAAGACCUUCAGAUCACGGAUCCUGGACUCUUAGGUUCUCUCGAUAUAGAGUGGAAACCUCCACGCAAUGUACAAACCUUCAACGAAUGCACAGUAAAAUACAGGUUUGAAUACCGCAACACCGGUGACAGAGACUGGAAGGUUAUUUUUACUAGGAAGCUAAAAUUCAGAGUUGGAUUUGACCUCAGCAGGACUGCUGAAGUGAAGGUACAGACACUACUCGAAGGACGGUGUACCAAUGACGUGGAGGUGCAAAGUGACUGGAUUUAUGCUACCUUUCAGGUCCCAUGGCAAGGAAAACUGGAAUCAGAGGUUCGGAAUUUCCACUGCAUCUAUCAUGACUGGGAAUACCUCAAGUGCACUUGGCAACCAAGUCGUCUUGCUCCUCGUGGCGUACGUUAUGGACUAUAUUAUUGGUAUGAGGGGCUGGACCACGCAGUGCAGUGUGAUGACUAUAUUCAGGAUCACGGUAUAAACAUCGGCUGCAUGUUGCAAAAUCUGACCCAGGCAGAAUAUAAGGAUCUGAGCAUUUGUGUCAAUGGUUCGGCGGCAGCCACUCUGUUACGGCCAUUGUACGUCACCCUUCGCCUUCACAACCUAGCAAAGCCCUCGCCCCCGAAGCAGAUGGUGGUUUCUGUGUCUGCAUCUGAGGAGCUCCACGUGGCAUGGAGCCCGCCGGGUGGUGAAACACCGCCCCAGUGCCUGGAGUACGAGGUUCAGCUGGCAGAAGAUCAAGGGGAGGCCAAGGCUGCCUGGGCGUCUGUGUCAACCCAAAUGGAGACCGCUUUAACGAUUUCCAGAGCAAAUCAAAGCCGUAUUUCAUGUGUUCGUGUCAGGGGGAGAACAAAUAUUUUCUGUGCUGACCAGGGCUUUUGGAGUGAAUGGACGCAGGAGUGUUUCUCUGUGUCCAGAAAAGAGGACAAGCAGCUAUUUAUCCUUAUUCCAGUCAUUCUGAGUUUGUCAAGUAGCCUCAUAAUAUGUAUAUUGAUUGGCCAGUGCAAGAAAAGAUCCCCAGCAGGAAAGCCAUUGCAUGCAUCGGUGGGAUGCUAA